CGCGAGAGGACGUAGAGGAAGCUGUGACCGCGCGUGUUUGUGUAACAUGUUAGGAAAUGCAUUCAUUGCCCUUUAAUGCAGUGAUAGAACCGCGUCUAUGGCGGGACAACUGAAGAAGCAGUUAAAAGACGCAGUGAAGGUCAUCAGCUCAGGUAGCUUUCUGUUUGCCUCCUACCUCACUGCGGUUGGAGAUGAGCGUUUCUAUGCAAACCAGCUGAUGCCCCUGCUGCAGAGGAUUGUGGGGGCAGAGCAGGCGCAUGUGUUGGCCGUGAAGAUGAUUGGUCUGGGUCUGGUUCCUCUAAACCGCUAUCAGGACCCUGCAUCAUUGGAAGUUAACGUGAUGGGAUUAAAGUUUAAAAACCCUAUUGGGAUUGCAGCUGGCUUCGACAAGCAUGGAGAGGCCGUAGACGGGUUGUACAAGGUGGGUUUUGGCUUUGUUGAAGUGGGCACAAUCACUCCCAGACCUCAGGAGGGGAACCCCAAACCACGCGUGUUUCGACUCACUGCAGAUCAGGCAAUUAUUAACAGAUACGGAUUCAACAGCUGUGGUUUGGCAGAAGCACAACAGAGGCUGAAGGCCAGAGGAGACACACAGCAACAUCAAAGUAAAGCUGGCCUUCCCCUGGGCAUCAACCUGGGGAAGAACAAGCUGUCCCAGGACGCAGGGGCAGACUACUUGGAGGGGGUGAGAGUGCUGGGCCCGUUGGCUGACUACCUGGUGGUCAACGUCAGCAGUCCUAAUACGCCAGGUCUCCGGGAUCUACAGGGGAAGGCUGAGCUCCACCGGCUCCUACAAACGGUGUUGAAGGAGCGUGAUGCCCUGCAGGGAGAAAGCAAACCUCCGGUCCUGGUGAAGAUCGCUCCUGACCUCACUGCACAGGACAAACAAGACAUCGCAGAUGUUGUCACUGAGCUGGGAGUGGAUGGUUUAAUGGUGUCUAACACCACGGUGUCCAGACCAGAGACGCUUCAGGAUCCACAUAAGUCAGAGGUCGGUGGGCUAAGUGGUCAGCCUCUCAAAGACCUCUCUACUAACACUGUGAGAGAGAUGUACAACCUCACCAAAGGUAAAGUACCAAUUGUUGGAAUCGGUGGCGUGGCCAGUGGACAGGAUGCCAUGGAUAAAAUCCGUGCUGGUGCAUCGCUGGUUCAGCUUUACACAGCUUUGACCUACCAGGGUCCGCCGGUAGUGACGAAGAUAAAGCGAGAAUUGGAAGAACUUCUUAAAGAACAAGGUUUCAGCAGCGUAUCAGAGGCAGUCGGAGCAGAUCACAGGGGGUCGACACGUAAGCCGAGCCCACUGAAGGAGAUGGUAAACGUUAACGCAGACGCGGCACCCCUAGCUGCCAUCUCCUCCAACUAACGUGAUCCUCAGCUUUUCUUGAACUGUGAUGGAUGCUGAGUAUUUGUUAUUGUCCAUCCAUCCACCUUGAUUUCCAGGAAGAGAUGCGGUAUUAACUGGUAGUUUUUGAUAUUUCCAGCAUUUGUGACAAGGAGUGCAAAUGCUCAACACACCAAAUCUCAGCUUCUCACCGUUUCCUUGAACAUCAUGGUGAAGUGAAUAAUGAGUCUGUUUGUUACUUUAUUUCAAACGUUCAUCCUUUGUUACAGUGUAACAGCAGUAAGUGACUCUCAAGUGCACACUAACACCAAAGUGCUUGAACUCUUCAAACAAACUUUUUUUACAAACAUACAGACCGUGUUCUUGUGUGUAAAGAAAAUAAUCUGACAUCAUCUUAGAUGGUUCAAAACAGCAAAACCUGUUUGUUUUCCUGAGUUUUAGGAAUUGUCUAAUACAGAACUUAAAACAUACAUUCAAAUGUUGAUAAUGUAUUAUUCACUGCACAUCUAAAAAUAGAUAUUGGUAUUAAAAACUUCAUGAAGAAAAAAUCCUGUCAAUCACAAUAGCAGCUCAAGUGUUAUAAACUGUUUUAAAUAUUUUGGUUUAGGGUCAAGGUAUUUGUUAUGCUCUGUGCCAUGAGUGGGCAUCUGUACAGUAGGUACUGUAAAUCCUUUCCCUAGAAACUGAGAAGCACUACAUUUCCCUAAUUAAAGUCUGAUAUUUUUUUAUUCACUGCCCUGCUCAGAGAAAGUUAUGAUUUGACUCAACAAUGGAGCACUUCUACUAAAGAAAAGCCGCAGAGGUCAUUGUUGCUGGGCUGAUGAAUAUGAGACUGUUUGGUAUGCUUUGGUGGGAGAGCUUUAUGCCAUUUGCAGAUGUCACAAUCAUUCCUAGGGGGCUUGUAGAGGCGACUCAUUAAUAACUUGGUAUUUCAACCAGGGGUGAUGCCUUAUGUCCUGUGUCACACGGUCUUGUGUGCCUGGUGCCCAUUCUCGUCAGCUCUCGUUGGAUUGACUCAUCACUAUUUGGAUAAGCCGUAACCGAAGAAGUUGAUUAUUACCCAAAUCAUUCCCUUAACUCCAUGAUUAAGCUUACAGGGGACGGCAUGCCUCGUCGUAUUUUCAAACAGAGGUGAUGUCAGUUUAUGCGGAUACACUUCAAUUUUUGCUCCUUGUGCUUCUGUCACGGCUGGAAACGCGUCUAGACUCCCCUGCUAAUUUUACUUGACGUAACGUUAUAACAGGAAUGUAUAUUGACAUUAAAUGAACUAAAUUAUGUCCAUCAUCAGUAAACCAAAAUAAUUCAAGUGGGAUUUAUUUUCAUCGUCUCCCAGCUAGCCAGUAAAAUUCAUCCGAUAUUUUCACAGCACAUGAUGCGUGCGCAUGUGACAUUGUAAAGUUGGCAUGACUGGAUAGUGCAAAUCAAAAGUGCUUAACUACAUUAUUUGUAUAAAACAAAACUCACCCUAAGUGGUGGAAAAUUCCCGAACGUGUACUCGGAGCACAGGCUGUGAGGUCAUGGAGCUCAUCGAAGCGUGCUCUGCUACGUGCUGCAAAACAACACCCAUACUGGUGAAAUACCCAAGUUUUUAGGGAGUCCCAUUGUAGAAAGCUGCCUAAUGGAGCCACUGAUUUGGUAUUCUGUGUAUUAGAGAUGGUUGUUCCAGUGUGAGAGAUCCUUAAGUGGAAUCAGACUACUGUUAAAGCACGACCGAUAACAGGAAAAUAAAUUAAGAAUUCUGGGUUAAUCUCUGUCCUAAUGUGACGAAAUGGCAAAUUAGCUGUAAAUUAUGACUUACAUGUUUUGACAAAAGAAUUGAAGAAUGCAGGGUAACCAUAUCUGCUGUGGUUAUUUAUGGACCCCAGAGGAUAAACCAUACUUGAAUAGGUUUGAAUUUGUUUUCACAACCAGUUAUGCAGGUUAUCCUGUGAGAUUAUUUAAUCGGAUUCUAAAUUAUUUGUUUAUUGUCCGUCAAAAAGAAGCCGUUCUAAACAAAUGCAUCCCUAAAUGCAUUUGAUCAGGUUGUGUUGGCUGUUUGAAACCAUCCUCUUUUUCCUGCACAAAAAGACCUUGAAGCAAUGCUGAAAGAAACGUGGACAUUCAGAGAGAGAGGCUACAUUCAGGUCUUACCUGUGUUUUCAUUUAACUUCCACACACAAAAACUACAGGCUGUGGAGUGCAAUAUAUUCUGUGAGAGCAGAGUUGGAAUAAUGUACUUGUGAUGAAUCUGAAUGUAAUUUCACAGAGCACCAUGCCUGGAUUUCAGCAAACCCACUUGUGUUCCUUUGUGUAUGUGGAGAACCACAUGUGCUAAGGUGAAUGAGUCACUCAGGCUAAAAAAUGUGCUUUAAGGUACAACUAUAAUAAAAAAAAUG
Chelmon rostratus (copperband butterflyfish) is the source of this 3717-nucleotide messenger RNA. It is a transcript of the gene dhodh, whose product is annotated as dihydroorotate dehydrogenase. Gene Ontology annotation, cellular component: mitochondrial inner membrane; cytoplasm. The record is from RefSeq and is a predicted model, not a curated record. Bases 98 to 1363 code for a protein of 421 amino acids. Gene Ontology annotation, biological process: pyrimidine ribonucleotide biosynthetic process; 'de novo' pyrimidine nucleobase biosynthetic process. The transcript has 9 exons. NCBI's taxonomy places the organism in Eukaryota, Metazoa, Chordata, Actinopteri, Chaetodontiformes, Chaetodontidae. Gene Ontology annotation, molecular function: dihydroorotate dehydrogenase activity.